Cyclocybe aegerita is the source of this 891-nucleotide messenger RNA. Lineage: Eukaryota; Fungi; Basidiomycota; Agaricomycetes; Agaricales; Hemipholiotaceae. The record is from the annotation of a GenBank genome assembly.
AUGUUUGCACUUCUGUUUCUCGCCGCUACGCUUUUGGCUCCUGUAUUUGCUCAGACUCCUUCGAUAAAGCAAACCGUUGGCACAUGGCAGUACAAGGGAUGCUAUAGGGACUUCGGACCUCGCAUCUUGACUUUCCGUUACACUAUUCCAGCAGGUAACAGUGCGGAUAGUUGUACUGCGCUCUGUAACAGUGAAGGGUACGGACUCGCUGGUCUCGAGUAUGGAACCGAAUGCUGGUGUGACAACUACAUGCCAUAUGGCAACUUGAUGCCCGAUGGUGACUGCAACUUCGUAUGCCCAGGAGAUAGCACCCAGCUUUGUGGGGCUGGAAAUCGCAUGGUGCUUUAUGAGAAUAGUGCUGCUACUCCUCCCAGCACCGACAUUUGCAUUACCUGGCGCGACGGCUUCUCGUUCGGCAACAACGUCCUGCAAGCUAUCCCAAAGACGGGUGGUGCUGUUACGAAGUUGUUUGCAAUUCCUACGAACCCAUUCACGGAUCCUAUCUACUACACCAUUAUUUCGACAUGCCCCGCUGGUUGUCCGUACACCGAUUAUUACAACUUUGGGUUGGUCAAUGGCAUUUUGACCAGCUACAAUUCAAGGCCCUAUGCUCCCAACGUCGGAGAUUCUCAAGCUUUCAUUUUCCGGUGGCCGCAGACUGUGGUAGGCUACAACGGGUUCUGUGCCAAGCCCAAUCCCAUCUCGCCUGACGGCCCGUUCAUCGGGUACCCUCUCCUGUCAGUCUCAGGGCACACCGAUUUGUGGGCUCUGUGCACGAACACCACGGAUAAUAACCGCCUGGACAUCGUCUAUUCCCCUGUUUCCAAUCAUCCUCAUUACACGCUGUCUGCUUGCCAGGAAGUUUACAUCCAGAUGGCGCCUUACGCAUAA